AUGAAGAUAUUCACUGCUCUCCUUGCUCUUGCAGUGGCUGCGGCGGUUGCUGCUCCCACGCACGAGAUCAUGAGCCGCAAUCUUGUUGCCGACGAUGCCCCCCACCAGGACGACCCCAACUUCAUCAGCGCUGUCAUGCGCGCCCACUGGUACUGGCGUCGUCUUCACUGCGCUCAGGAUCUGGUCUGGGACACGGCGCUCGCUGACGCUGCCCGCAAAGACAUCGAGGAGUGCACUCAUGAGCCUGGCCAUAAACGCCCUGGCAGCAACCUCUCGUCCGUGACGCCUCCACCUCCCGACUACGAGGCCUGGAUCGAGUUCGCCCGUACCGCUUCUCACGGCUGGCACGAGGAGGAGACCAAGUAUCCCUACGGCAACCCUCACUUCGAAGCUGCCUGGGGCCACUUUUCGCAGAUGGUCUGGCGCAACUCCACCAGCAUUGGCUGUGCUCUCGGACACUGCAACGGUCAAGAGACGGACUGGCCUGGUCGUUUCUACUGCUACUACUCCUUCUAUGGCAAUAACGUCGCUCCGGGACAGUUUGAGGAACAAGUCUGGGGCCCUGUCUGCAGUGAUCCAUCCGUCAACGAGGUUUCCGAGCGUGAGAACGUCGACUUUGACUGGGCAGUGUCGAGGUGA
Plenodomus lingam JN3 is the source of this 639-nucleotide messenger RNA. RefSeq lists its product as uncharacterized. Lineage: Eukaryota; Fungi; Ascomycota; Dothideomycetes; Pleosporales; Leptosphaeriaceae. The record is from RefSeq and is a predicted model, not a curated record. Gene Ontology annotation, cellular component: extracellular region.